Coregonus sp. 'balchen' is the source of this 31842-nucleotide messenger RNA. The record is from the annotation of a GenBank genome assembly. NCBI's taxonomy places the organism in Eukaryota, Metazoa, Chordata, Actinopteri, Salmoniformes, Salmonidae.
AUGAAAAGGAGAUUUGAGAGUUUAGGCUGGUAGUUCAGCACCUCGAGCACUAUCCAGUGUUUAGACUUGAUAUAUAAAAUGGCCGUAUAACAUUGCACUUUCUGCUACUGUUGGUUUUGCAGCCUAAGCAGGAAAAGUUGUAAUAAAGAUCCAGGCAUUAAUAAUGGACAAAGGGAGAAUCCUCUGAGCAAAUGGUGAUGGCCAUUAGAGAAUAGUGAGGAUAGAGGCUAUGUCUGGAAUGACACCCUAUUCCCUAUGUAGUGUACUACUUAUUAACAGAAGUAGUGGUUGUAAAGGGUGUGAUUAGUGGAGAGUAAAGAGCUCUGGUUAAAAGGAGUGCACUAUGGAGGAAAAGUUGUAAUUUGAGAUGCAUCCAUAAUAUACAGUGGUUUAUAUACAACGAAUAUUGAGUCUGAAAUUGUCGUUUUGUUUCACAUGUCAACUGUAGCUCAGCUGGUAGAGCACGGCGCUUGUAACGCCAGGGUAGUGGGUUCGAUCCCCGGGACCACCCAUACACAAAAAAGAAAUUGAUGCACGCAUGACUGUAAGUCGCUUUGGUUAAAAGCAUCUGCCAAAUGGCAUAUUAUUAUCUACAGUCAUUUUCCCUCUCCUCUUUGUGUUGUCAGUUUUUCACAGACCCCUGUGGCAGCAGCCCCUGUUUCCAUGGCAACUGUAGCCGCAGUGGCGAGGGCGAUGUGUACACCUGCGAGUGCAGCGUGGGGUACGAGGGGGAGAAGUGUGAGCAAGCCACCUUGGACCCCUUGGACCUGCUGCCUGUCUCCAAUUGGGACCCUGCCACACCUCCUGCCCCCGAACAGGCCACACCCGCCACGCCCACAACCGCCACUCAGCCCUCCCAGACAACCACGGUGUCCACCACAACGCAGGCCCCUCCCACGCUGCAGCCGUGGCAGCCUAAGGCUGGACAGAGACUCUUGGUGGUGCAGUGGGAGAAACAACAGGUCAGAGAUGAAUGCUACCUGUACUAUAUUCGUCACAACAGACCAGCUGACCAGCUAGCUAGGUUCAGAGUUCACAUAACUUCUUUAUUUGUCUUAUAAAAUAAUGACAUUUAUCCUCUUGCUGCCUCGUGUGUAUUUUUGUGUAUUUCCAUGUACAGUACCAGUCAAACGUUUGGACACACCUACUCAUUCAAGGGUUUUUCUUAAUUUUUACUAUUUUCUACAUUGUAGAAUAAUAGUGAAGACAACAAAACUAUGAAAUAACACAUAUGGAAUCAUGUAGUAACCAAAAAAGUGUUAAACAAAUCAAAAAUAUAUUUUAGAUUUUAGAUUCUUCAAAGUAGCAACCCCUUGCCUUGAUGACAGCUUUGCACACUCUUGGCAUUCUCUCAACCAGCUUCAUGAGGAAUACUUUUCCAACAGUCUUGAAGGAGUUCCCACAUAUGCUGAGCACUGCUUUUCCUUCACUCUGUGCUCCAACUCAUCCCAAACCAUCUCAAUUGGGUUGAGGUCAGGUGAUUGUGGAUGCCAGGUCAUCUGAUGCAGCACUCCAUCACUCUCCUUGGUCAAAUAGCCCUUACACAGCCUGGAGGUGUGUUUUGGGUCAUUGUCCUGUUGAAAAACAAAUGAUAGUCCCACUAAGUGCCAACCAGAUGGGAUGGCAUAUCGCUGCAGAAUGCUGUGGUAGCCAUGCUGGUUAAGUGUGCCUUGAAUUCUAAAUAAAUCACAGACAGUGUCACCAGCAAAGCACCCCCACACCAUCACACCUCCUCCUCCAUGCUUCACGGUGGGAACCACACAUGCGGAGAUCAUCCGUUCACCUACUCUGCGUCUCACAAAGACACGGCUGUUGGAACCAGAAAUCUCAAAUUUGGACUCAUCAGACCAAAGGACACAUUUCCACCGGUCUAAUGUCCAUUGCUCGUGUUUCUUGGCCCAAGCAAGUCUCUUCUUAUUAUUGGUGUCCUUUAGUAGUGGUUUCUUUGCAGCAAUUCGCACAUGAAGGCCUGAAUCACGCAGUCUCCUCUGAAUAGUUGAUGUUGAGAUGUGUCUGAUACUUGAACUCUGUGAAGCAUUUAUUUGGGCUGCAAUUUCUGAGGCUGGUAACUCUAAUGAACUUAUCCUCUGCAGCAGAGGUAACUCUGGGUCUUCCUUUCCUGUGGUGGUCCUCAUGAGAGCCAGUUUUAUCAUAGCGCUUGAUGGUUUUUGCAACUGCACUUGAAGAAACAUUCAAAGUUCUUUACAUUUUCCGUAUUGACUGACCUUCAUGUCUUAAAGUAAUGAUGGACUGUAAUUUCUCUUUGCUUAUUUGAGCAGUUCUUGCCAUAAUAUGGACUUGGUCUUUUACCAAAUAGGGCUAUCUUCUGUACACCACCCCUACCUUGUCACAACACAACUGAUUGGCUCAAACGCAUUAAGAAGGGGAACAAUUCCACAAAAUAACUUUUAAGAAGGCACACCUGUUAAUUGAAAUGCAUUCCGGGUGACCACCUCAUGAAGCUGGUUGAGAGAAUGCCAAGAGUGUACAAAGCUGUCAUCAAGGCAAAGGGUGGCUACUUAUAUAUUUUGAUUUGUUUAACAAUUUUUUGGUUGCUACAAGAUUCCAUAUGUGUUAUUACAUAGUUUUUAUGUCUUCACUGUUAUUCAAAAAAUGUAGAAAAUGGUAAAAAAAUAAAGAAAAACCCUGGAAUGAGUAGGUGUGUAGGGCGGCAGGUAGCUUAGUGGGUAAGAGCGUUGUGCCAGUAACCGAAAGGUCGCUGGUUCUAAUCCCCAAGCUGACUAGGUGAAAAAUCUGUCGAUGUGCCCUUAAGCAAGGCACUUAACCCUAAUUGCUCAUGUAAGUCGCUCUGGAUAAGAGUGUCUGCUAAAUGACUAAAAUGUAAAUGUGUGUCCAACCUUUUGACUGGUACUGUGUGUGUGUUUGUAUGUUUCUGUGAGUGUGUAUGUGUGUCCAUGCAUGUGUAUGUUUGUGUGUGUGUGUUUCUGCUGUUGCAGGUGACGGAGGGACUGCACUGUGUGAGUCCUGAGCUGUGUGAGCUGACCUCUGGAACUCUGACUCUCUCUCUAGAGGUGCCCGAGGAGACUGCCAUCAAGUAAGACUACUGGUACCUUCCUGUGUGUGUGUUUGCGUAGUGCUCUCCCGCUCUCCCCUGUGUGCUCCAAAUCCCCCUUUCCCUCUCUUCCUCCCUCCCCUGUUUAUCCUAACUUCUCCCUCUCUCCCAAGUGAACUAUAGUUCUGCAUAAAACCACACUGGAGACUACACUACAUCUGUCUUCCCUUGAGAUCAUUGUCUUAUGAUUAUCGUCCUGUGUCAUUUACAUAGAACUUGCAGUCUUUCAUUAUUCAGUCAGCAACCCCGAUGGUAGCAAAUAACCCCCAUUGUGUUGCCCAAGUUUAGUGCCUGAAUGCAAUGUGUUCUGAUUUAAGCAAGCAUCAUAAAUGUCCUUUAGUGGUAGAUGUCCAUUUAUAGUGUGUCUUUAUGAAUGACGGGAGAGUGGAGACAUAAGAGGUCUUUAUCAGCACAACAGUGUCCGCUCUUGGCUGCAGGCAAAUAUCGUUUUUGUGUUGUGUUCACAUGCACACGCAGACACACACACACACACACACACACACACACACAACUGAAAGUGACAUCAAUUUAGGAAUGCUAAUGAGAAAGAGGCUAAAUGGAAGAUGGGUACAGAGAGAGAGAGAGAGAGAGAGAGAGAGAGAGAGAGAGAGAGAAGAACAAGUAGUCAGGUCUGAGCAGGUAGACAGCUAGGGUUAGCUGUUCAGCAGUCUGAUGGCCUGAUGGUAGAAGCUGUCUCGGAACCUGUUGGAUCGAGAACCGAUGCUUCGAAACUGCUUGCCAGAUGGUAACAGAGUGAACAGUCCAUGGCUCGGGUAACUGGAGUCCUUGGCGAUCUUCCAGGCCUUCCUCAGACACCGCCUGGUGUAAAUGUCCUGGAGGGCAGAGAGGUCUUGCAGCUGUAGAACUUCUUCAGGAUCUGAGGGCCCAUGCCAUAUUUCUUCAGCCACUUGAGGUUGGAGAGGCACUGUUGCGCCUUCUUCACCACGGUGUCGGUGUGAUUGGUCCAUGUCAGGUCCUCUGUGAUGUGUGCGCCGAGGAACUGGAAAAUGUUAACCCUCUCAGCUGCAGCCCCAUCAAUUUUAUUGGAAACAAAUGAAAUGUGAUUUUUCAAGUUUUUGUUGUUUUCAGUGAGGACCCCAAGAAUUUAGUGGAUUGAAUGCGGGAUAAUCGAUUUCCUAAUGGAAAAUGUAGAAUAAAGAACAUGUAAGAACUUUUUGUAUAUUUAAAGUAGGGUUGUCAAAUGAUUAAAAUAAUGAAUCGAGUUAAUGGCGAUUUGCUCAUAUGUUGCCCUAAAUAAAUAUGUUUCUAUUUAAAAAGCAUUGAGUUACAGGCAUACUUUGAUUGUAAGGGAAAGAAACACAACAUAAUCUGUAUCAGAAUGUUUUUAAUGGCACUAUAAACAACACAAAAGUCACCGUAACAUACAGCUAUUAAUGCUCCCAAUGUUUAAGUAGGCCUACUCCCUCUUAUCAAUGUUCUUGAAGUUUAACACUUGCGCACAGCACACACACAGACACACACACACAAAUACAGUAUGCACACGAAUCCGUGGCAGAAAAAAUAUAUAUAGCUCUGGUAAUAUUGGGCAUAACUUUUACUUGAUUUUGGCUAGAGGCACACGGUCUUCAUCUAUUUUAAUGCACAAGCAUUGACUGUAGCUGUGUUCCAUGUUGUGUUCUGUGUUUAAAAGGUCUGUUACGGAAACGUGCUCUUAAAAGUUUCCGUGCGGUGAAGAAAUGGAGACGCGAUUAACGGCGUAAAAACAAUGUACGGCGAUAAACAUGUCGCAUAAAACACGUUAUUAACGCGUUAACUUUGAUAGUCCUAAUGUAAAGACACCUUAUUUGCUUUAAACCAGUCAUCUAAAUCUGUUUUAUUAUAUAUUUAUUUUAACGAUCAAUUUCUGACCAUCUUUAUCAGACAGAAAAAUGUUGGUGUCAACAGCAAACAAUAUAAAAUGUACACAAUCAAAAUUGUAAUUAACAUAAAUUUAAAAAAGCUAUGAACACCGAAACUGUGCAUGCAUAUGUAUUCACCCCCUUUGCUAUGAAGCCCCUAAAUAAGAUCUGGUGCAACCAAUUACCUUCAGAAGUCACAUAAUUAGUUAAAUAAAGUCCACCUGUGUGCAAUCUAAGUGUCUCAUGAUCUGUCACAAGAUCUCAGUAUAUAUACACCUGUUCUGAAAGGACCCAGAGUCUGCAACACCACUAAGCAAGGGGCACCACCAAGCAAGCGGCACCAUGAAGACCAAGGAGCUCUCCAAACAGGUCAGGGACAAAGUUGUGGAGAAGUACAGAUCAUCCCACGGAGCACCAUUAAAUCCAUUAUUAAAAAAAUGGAAAGAAUAUGGCACCACAACAAACCUGCCAAGCGAGGGCCUCCCACCAAAACUCAUGGACCAGGCAAGGAGGGCAUUAAUCAGAGUGGCAACAAAGAUAACAUUUACAUUAACAUUUACGUCAUUUAGCAGACACUCUUAUCCAGAGCGACUUACAAAUUGGUGCAUUCACCUUAUAGCCAGUGGGAUAACCACUUUACAAUAUAUAAAUUAUUUAUUUUUUUGGCGGGGGGGGGGGGGGGGGGGGGGGAAAAAAGGAUUACUUUAUCCUAUCCCAGGUAUUCCUUAAAGAGGUGGGGUUUCAAGUGACUCCGGAAGGUGGUGAGUGACUCCGCUGUCCUGGCGUCGUGAGGGAGCUUGUUCCACCAUUGGGGUGCCAGAGCAGCGAACAGUUUUGACUGGGCUGAGCGGGAACUGUGCUUCCGCAGAGGUAGGGGGGCCAGCAGGCCAGAGGUGGAUGAACGCAAUGCCCUCGUUUGGAUGUAGGGACUGAUCAGAGCCUGAAGGUACGGAGGUGCCGUUCCCCUCACAGCUCCGUAGGCAAGCACCAUGGUCUUGUAGCAGAUGUGAGCUUCAACUGGAAGCCAGUGGAGUGUGCGGAGGAGCGGGGUGACGUGAGAGAACUUGGGAAGGUUGAACACCAGACGGGCUGCGGCAUUCUGGAUGAGUUGUAGGGGUUUAAUGGCACAGGCAGGGAGCCCAGCCAACAGCGAGUUGCAGUAAUCCAGACGGGAGAUGACAAGUGCCUGGAUUAGGACCUGUGCCGCUUCCUGUGUAAGGCAGGGUCGUACUCUCCGAAUGUUGUAGAGCAUGAACCUACAGGAUCGGGUCACCGCCUUGAUGUUAGCGGAGAACGACAGGGUGUUGUCCAGGGUCACGCCAAAGCUCUUUGCACUCUGGGAGGAGGACACAACAGAGUUGUCAACCGUGAUGGUGAGAUCAUGGAGCGGGCAGUCCUUCCCCGGGAGGAAGAGCAGCUCCGUCUUGCCGAGGUUCAGCUUGAGGUGGUGAUCCGUCAUCCACACUGAUAUGUCUGCCAGACAUGCAGAGAUGCGAUUCGCCACCUGGUUAUCAGAAGGGGGAAAGGAGAAGAUUAGUUGUGUGUCAUCUGCGUAGCAAUGAUAGGAGAGGCCAUGUGAGGAUAUGACAGAGCCAAGUGACUUGGUAUAUAGCAAGAAUAGGAGAGGGCCUAGAACUGAGCCCUGGGGGACACCAGGGUGAGAGCACGUGGUGCGGAGACAGAUUCUCGCCAUGCCACUUGGUAGGAGCGACCUGUCAGGUAGGACGCAAUCCAAGAGUGAGCCGUGCCGGAGAUGCCCAGCUCGGAGAGGGUGGAGAGGAGGAUCUGAUGGUUCACAGUAUCAAAGGCAGCAGACAGGUCUAGAAGGACAAGAGCAGAGGAGAGAGAGUUAGCUUUAGCAGUGCGGAGAGCCUCUGUGACACAGAGAAGAGCAGUCUCAGUUGAAUGACCAGUCUUGAAACCUGACUGGUUUGGAUCAAGAAGGUCAUUCUGAGAGAGAUAGCAAGAGAGUUGGCUAAAGACGGCAUGCUCAAGAGUUUUGGAGAGAAAAGAAGGGAUACUGGUCUGUAGUUGUUGACAUCGGAGGGAUCGAGUGUAGGUUGAAGACGGAAGGGACAUAGCCAGCGGUCAAGGAUGAGUUGAUGAGCGAGGUGAGGUAAGGGAGAAGGUCUCCGGAAAUGGUCUGGAGAAGAGAGGAGGGGAUAGGGUCAAGCGGGCAGGUUGUUUGGCGGCCGGCCGUCACAAGUCGCAAGAUUUUAUCUGGAGAGAGAGGGGAGAAAGAAGUCAAAGCAUAGGGUAGGGCAGUGUGAGCAGGACCAGCAGUAUCAUUUGACUUAACAAACGAGGAUCGGAUGUCGUCAACCUUCUUUUUAAAAUGGUCAUCCACAGAGUCAUCCACAGAGAGGGAGGAGGGGGGGGGGGGGGAUUCAGCAGGGAGGGAGGAGAAGGUGGCAAAGAACUUCCUAGGUUUAGAGGCAGAUGCUUGGAAUUUAGAGUGGUUUAAAGUGGCUUUAGCAGCAGAAACAGAUGAAGAAAAUGUAGAGAGGAGGGAGUGAAAAGAUGGCCAGGUCCGCAGGGAGUCUAGUUUUCCUCCAUUUCCGCUCGGCUGCCCGGAGCCCUGUUCUGUGAGCUCGCAAUGAGUCGUCAAGCCACGGAGCAGGAGGGGAGGACCGAGCCGGCCGGGAGGAUAGGGGACAUAGAGAGUCAAAGGAUGCAGAAAGGGAGGAGAGGAGGGUUGAGGAGGCAGAAUCAGGAGAUUGGAGGGAGAAGGAUUGAGCAGAGGGAAGAGAUGAUAGGAUGGAAGAGGAGAGAGUAGUGGGAGAGAGAGAGCGAAGGUUGCGACGGCGCAUUACCAUCUGAGUAGAGGCAGAGUGAGUAGUGUUGGAGGAGAGCGAGAGAGAAAAGGAUACAAAGUAGUGGUCGGAGACAUGGAGGGGAGUUACAGUGAGAUUAGUAAAAGAACAGCAUCUAGUAAAGAUGAGGUCAAGCGUAUUGCCUGCCUUGUGAGUAGGGGGGGACGGUGAGAGGGUGAGGUCAAAAGAGGAGAGGAAUGGAAAGAAGGAGGCAGAGAGAAAUGAGUCAAAGGUAGACGUAGGGAGGUUAAAGUCACCCAGAACUGUGAGGGGUGAAACAUCCUCAGGAAAGGAACUUAUCAAGGCGUCAAGCUCAUUGAUGAACUCUCCAAGGGAACCUGGAGGGCGAUAAAUUAUAAGGAUGUUAAGCUUGAAUGGGCUAGUGACUGUGACAGCAUGGAAUUCAAAUGAGGAGAUAGACAGAUGGGUCAGGGGAAAAAGAGAGAAUGUCAACUCGGGAGAUAUGAGGAUUCCUGUGCCACCACCCCGCUGACCAGAUGCUCUCGGGGUAUGCGAGAACACAUGGUCAGACGAGGAGACCAUGUCUCCAAUCUCCACAGCGGAGAUUGGAGUAUCUGUCCAUAGGACCACUUUAAGCCAUACACUCCACAGAGCUGGGCUUUACGGAAGAGUGGCCAGAAAAAAGCCAUUGCUUAAAGAAAAAAAUAAGCAAACACGUUUGGUGUUUGCCAAAAGCCAUGUGGGAGAUUCCCCAAACCUAUGGAAGAAGGUACUCCUGUAGUUCGUCUCCCGAGUGGCGCAGUGGUCUAAGGCACUGCAUUGCAGUGCUAGCUGUGCCACUAGAGAUCCUGGUUUGAAUCCAGGCUCUGUCGUAGCUGGCCGCGACCGGGAGACCCAUGGGGCGGCGCACAAUUGGCCCAGCGUCGUCUAGGGUAUGGGGAGGGAAUGGCCGGCAGGGGAUGUAGCUCAGUUGGUAGAGCAUGGCGUUUGCAACGCCAGGGUUGUGGGUUCGAUUCCCACGGGGGGUAUGAUUUUUUUUUUUUUAUAUAUAUAUAUAUAUAACAAUAAUGUAUGCACUCACUAACUGUAAGUCGCUCUGGAUAAGAGCGUCUGCUAAAUGACGUAAAUGUAAAUGUAAAUGUACUCUGGUCAGAUGAGACUAAAAUUGUGCUUUUUGGCCAUCAAGGAAAACGCUAUGUCUGGCGCAAACCCAACACCUCUCAUCACCCCGAGAACACCAUCCCCACAGUGAAGCAUGGUGGUGGCAGCAUCAUGCUUUGGGGAUGUUUUUCAUCUGCAGGGACUGGGAACUUGUCAGAAUUGAAGGAAUGAUGGAUGGCGCUAAAUACAGUGAAAUUCUUGAAGGAAACCUGUUUCAGUCUUCCAGAGAUUUGAGACUGUGACGGAGGUUCACCUUCCAGCAGGAGAAUGACCCUAAGCAUACUGCUAAAGCAACACUCGAGUGGUUUAAGGGGAAACAUUUAAAUGUCUUGGAAUGGCCUAGUCAAAGCCCAGACCUCAAUCCAAUUGAGAAUAUGUGGUAUGACUUAAAGAUUGCUAUACACCAGCAGAACCCAUCCAACUUGAAGGAGCUGGAGCAGUUUUGCCAUGAAGAAUGGGCAAAAAUCCCAGUGGCUAGAUGUGCCAAGCUUAUAGAGACAUACCCCAAGAGACUUGCAGCUGUAAUUGCUGCAAAAGGUGGCUCUACAAAGUAUUGAGUUUGGGGGGGUGAAUAUUUAUGCACGCUCAAGUUUUCAGUUUUUUUGUCUUAUUUCUUGUUUGUUUCACCCCAAAAAAUAUUUUGCAUCUUCAAAGUGGUAGGCAUGUUGUGUAAAUCAAAUGAUACAAACCCAUUUUAAUUCCAGGUUGUAAGGCAACAAAAUAGGAAAAAUGCCAAGGGGGGUGAAUACUUUCGCAAGCCACUGGAGCUCCUAAACCAGUUGAGGUCUCUAUUUCGAAGGCCAUAAGUUUGUAAUUUAUGCAAAAAACAAUUGUGCUCAACGGUACCGAAGGCUUUUGAAAGGUCAGUACUUACUUACUUAGUUACUUAUGUGUGUGUGUAUUUAUUUAUCUGUGAGUGACUCAGCCAGUGGGAAGAGUCUGGGAGUGUAGCUGGUCUUGUGUUGAGUUGGAGCGCAUCUGCUUUGCUGACACUGUCUGUCUGUGCAGAGAGACUCUCUCUUCCAGUAAUUGGCCCAAAGUCAGAUGAGUAAUGGCCCUUGACCACAGCAGUCAUAACUCUACUCCCUGGCCUUCAGAUCUGUACAGUCACCACAGUGAGCAGUAUAGUACCCCCACUGAGACAGACAGGACCAGGCAUUACUCAUGUCCACCAUCCUAUCCUACUAGCAUGGGGUUUUGUGUGUCUUAAGAAAACGUAUACAGUGUCUAUUCAUACCCCUGACUUAUUUCACAUUUUGUUGUGUUCUCACGCAUCUACACACAAUACCCCAUAAUGACAAAGUGAAAACAAAUGUAUAAGUAUUCACACCCCUGAGUUGAUACUUUGUAGAAGCACCUUUGCCGGCGAUUACAGCUUUGAGUCGUUUUGGGUAUGUUUGUAUCAGCUUUGCACAUCUGGAUUUGUGGAUUUUCUCCCAUUCUUCCUUGCAGAUUUUCUCAAUCUCUGUUAAGUUAGAUGGGGAGCAGCGGUGAACAGCAAUCUUUACGUUUUUCCACAGAUUUUCCAUGGGAUUCAAGUCUGGGCUUUGGCUGGGCCACUCAAGGACUUUCACAUUCUUGUUCUAAAGCCAUUCCAGCAUUGCUUUGGCUAUAUGCUUGGGGUCAUUGUCCUGUUGGAUCGUAAAUCUUCGCCCCCAGUCUAAGGUUGUUUGCACUCUGAAGCAGGUUCUCAUCAAGGAUUUGUCUGUAUUUGGCUCCAUUAAUUGUUCUCUCUAUCCCCCGACAUCAAACCAAUUGAGAUGGUUUGGGAUGAGUCGGACGGCAGAGUGAAGGAAAAGCAGCCAACAAGUGCUCAGCAUAUGUGGGAACUCCUUCAAGACUGUUGGAAAAGCAUUCCAGGUGAAGCUGGUUGAGAGAAUGCCAAGAGUGUGCAAAGCUGUCAUCAAGGCAAAGGGUGGCUAUUCGAAGAAUCUCAAAUAUGAAAUAUAUUUUGAUUUGUUUAACACUUUUUUGGUUACUACAUGAUUCCAUAUCUGUUAUUUCAUAGUUUUGAUGUCUUCACUAUAAAAUAAAGAAAAUCCUUGAAUGAGUAGGUGUGUCCAAACUUUUGACUGGUAGUGUAUGUAAAUUAGAUAUUUCUGUAUAUCAUUUUUUUAUCAAUUUGCAAACAUUUCAGAAAACAUGCUUUGACUUUGUCAUGAUGGGGUGUGUAGAUGGGUGAGAAUUAAAAAAAUAAUCAAUUUUGAAUUCUGGCUGUAACAGAACAAGAUGUGGAAUAAAUCAAGGGGUAUGAAUAAUUUCUGAAAGUACUCUCUCUUUCUCGCUCACACUCUCUAUCCCCCAAUCCUCUCCCCUCUCUCUUCAGGAUUGUGGUGAAUGUGAGCGGAGCUCCCGUCCUGUGGCGUGUUGGAGAGGAUGGCUUCCAGCAUUCCUCCUUGGUGGAGGGGACCAUCAUGUGGUUCCAGCAGGCCUCUGAUGGACUGGUGGUCCCUGACCACUCCCUCCCCCUGGGACACAAUUACUACCUCAGUAAGUAGGAAGUACUUCCACAACUACAAUAAUAUUGCACAAAAAAAUUAAAAUGGAGUCGGGGAGGUGGGGAGGUGUUUUUUUAAUUUUAGGUGGAGUGGGAAAUAUGGUUUCCGGGUGUGGAGGGAGGAUGCGGGCGGGUGGAGACUGGGGUGAGAGGGGGGAUGGGUUGGGGUUAUCUUUGUAUGCAUUUCUUUGAUAGUUUUUGUACCUCAACCCCCCCCCCCCAAAAAAAAAACAACAAUAAAAAACAAAUACAUAACUAAAUAAAAAGUUGGUCACAAAAAAGAAAUAGAUGUUCUUCUCUCCUCCUGUCCAUCUUGUGGGAAACCUAGACACAUGUAGCAAGCACUUGUAUACCUAUCACUGGUGCAUAUGUUUUUGGUUAGAGAUUACAAUCUCCUAAGAAAUGAAUCCAGUAGCACAUCUCAUGAUAUAGUGCAUAAGACACAACUACUUCCUCAGUAAGGCCCCUCCUCCAUCUCAAUUUACUUACUUACGUAAUCCUAUUUGUUCCUGUGUGGAACAGAAGGUUUUCCCCCACUUUAAUACAACUGUUGAAAACCAUAUGGAGGAAUAUAGGUUACUCUAUUCUGUCUGUCCAUUUGGUGGUAAACAUAUAUAUGCUUUGGCGCUAUCACUUCCAUACUUCCAAACCUGUCAUUGGUGCAUUCUGUAUUUUGGGUUAGAGAUGGAUCUUCAACUCCAAGGGAAUGGAUCAUUGCAUAGCACAUAUAGUGAUAAAAGUGCAUAUUAUACAUAUUUAUAUUUAGAAGAUACUUGUAGUUUAUUGGUAAAAGGUAUCUCAAAGUCAGAGACAUACACACCUAAUCAAACAAGCCCAUUGGGGGAUAGGAUAGAAUGGUAUUCCAUCAUGUUUUCAAUAUUAACAUUCACAUUCUCUGCAGUGUUCUGAGUUGUCUGGAUCAGUAAUUUGCAUGAAAGGUCAAUCAAGAACACAAUAUCCAUAAAAUCCAUAAACAGUAUGAUAAUGUCUCAUUUGAAUGGGGCUGGCGCACAUAAACACUUGGCUCUGGAAUUCAGUUUUGUUAUCUUUCUGCAUAUUUUAUCGCUAAGUCUUUCUAUUUUCAAUAAGGAAUGUUACAGUAACGUACGUCUGAAGGUUCGGUAGAUUCCAGCAGGUUUGGCGUCAUGUUUGGUGUCCUGCCCUUUAGUGAAUUGUCUACUUGACCCCUGUGCGUGGUUUCCAUACCAACACUGCUGUGUUACGUCUCAGCCUGUCUGUCCACUGACCUUGAGCUGGCUGGAGACACUCCGCCUGAGAUCCUGCGGCUCUGUCUGAGGAGAUGGUGUUUGUGGGGGGCAAGACCAAGAGAGCGAAGGGGAGAGGGGGAUGAGAGGAAACAGGAGAGGGAUAGGGGAGAUACAGAGGGGGGAGAGGGCGAGUGAGAGAUGGGAGAGAGGAGAGAGAAUUAAAGAGAGAGAGAGAGAAAGAGUUGUUUUUCUGUCAUCGUGUUUGGUUGUUUACCGCUCAAAGACUCUGGAUAAUAAAUGAGUCACGUCCGUGAGAGCAAGACUGCUGUGUGUGUGUGUGUGUGUGUGUGUGCUUGUGUGCAUCCCACAUAAUCUGCCUCACAUGCAAAAACAUGCAGUACACAGUUCCCACACGAACGUACAUGAGACAGAUAGUGUGAAUGAAAUACUGAUGGUGGCAUACAGAGUAGACUGUGAAAUAUACAUACAGUAUAUAUGAUUCAACGCACAAUUGUAAGGCAACCAGCUGCAAUAGGAGUAAUUUUGUUGCACAAACUCACAAUUCUAUUAAAUCUUUUUUUUUACAGUGUGCACGUUUAAUGCUGCGUUUAGACAGGCAGACCAAAUCGGAUCUUUUUUUCACUAAUUGGUCUUUUGACCAAUCAGUUCAGCACUGAAAAAGAUCUGAUGUGAAAAGAUCUGAUGUGAUUGGUCAAAAGACCAAUUAGUAAAAAAAAGAUCAGAAUUGGGCUGCCUGUCUAAAAGCAGCGUGUGUGUGUGUGUGCAUGCGAGUGCUGCAUCAGAGAGGAGCAGUGACUGUGCAUUUGUGAGCUUGUGUUGUGAGGAACAGACGUCAUUGGGCUGACCUAACCAGAAAAUGGUGAGGUGUUAGGGGACCAGCUUUUACAGACUCCUGAUUGGCUGCAGGGCUUUGCUGUGGCAAUGACUUAUCCUGGCUGUGCGCACGCCUCAUUGGCUCAGAGCAGGUUCCUAAUAAUGGCUGUUAAUCUUCACUUUGAGGCUAUUUUUAAACGGAUGCUUCUGUUUUGAUUCAUAUUUGCUCACAUGGCCUUUUCUUCAACAUUUCUCUAAUAGUUGGUCGCCGGGGAAUACAUUUAUCUUUUGCAGUGGCAGCUAGAGGUGUCUUAUCCAAGCAAUGAUCCAUAUGCAACCCCUCCUAGAACAUUUGUCAAACAUAAGGUGUUCUGGUCAAUGUUACACACGAUGAUGUUAAUCUUCUGUUAGUUUGACCAUAAUCUUCUUUGUAAAGGACCAUUAAUUCUCUCUGCACCUUAUCUUAACACAAUUCCUAGCCUCUGUACCUAAGUCCUUGUCGACCCCCCCCUGUUUUUUGAAUGAUCUUGUUUUUUUCUCUCUCCCGUUGUAGGUGUGUUGCGCGUGGGGGACGCCCCCAGUGGCUCGGAGGUCACCCUGCGUCUCAAUCUGACAGUGAAGGCCAGCAGCUGUGUGGAGCCUGGCAGCCGCUUCAGCGACCCACAAUGCUCUGGGAAGGGGAAGUGCAUCACUCAGCCCUCUGUGGUAAGAGGUCAGGGGUCAGAUAUGUGAUGUCACCUGCCCUUGAGUUGGUGAAUCAGUCCCUUGUCUUUGGGCUUGAUCCUGUGAACAAUAUUUCAAGGCUUAACAUAUCACUUUCAAUAUUCAGAAAACAGUUUCCCCUCAAUAUACUAGAAGGUAAUUGGUGUAAUUAAGCAGAAUAUUGUAAGAUUGCGACACUAUUGUCUUGAUGAUACACUAUGCGGUAACAUGGCAACAGGAGACUGAGAGAAGAAAAAGAUAAGCAAAACAGAAUAAAGACCAGGCCUUAUUGCCAUGGGAACAGAGAAAGGCAUACAUGUAUUGUGGGAUGGAGAGUUCUUAAGUCCUGCAUCCCUACUACUCCCUGGGGCUCCCACUCUCCCUAGGUCCCUAGGGGCAUUACUGUUAGCAGACUGAUCACUGCUGCAGAGAGGAGUAGAGAGAGGAAAUGGAGAGAACAGAAGUGAAGAGUGGGAGAAAAUAAAAGAAAGGGAGAGGAGGGAAGGGAGGGAGAGGAGAGGGGAGAGAGGAGACGUGUGCUAGACUGAGGGCCUGCUAACUCUUUCCCUCCCCCCUACAGGUGCAUUGUUAGAGGGUGAUUUAGCACACCUCACUAUGGGGAGCUGGGAGGAAAAGGGCAUCGGUGGGGUGUAGAGGACUAACAAUAGAGAAUCCCAGGGUUGUAAAUCUCAAUAGAGUCCCAUGUAGCCCCAGUAACCAGAACCAUCCCAGUGAUAGAUGGUGUUGAGCAUUAUGCUCAGAAUGUUCCACAAUGUUAUCUGACCACUAAGUUUCAUCAGUUUGUCUUCUCAUAACAUGAACCACUCGGUAUCUCUAAUCACUUGUCACAUAUAAGGCCAUGAGUUUGUCCUGGUCAGGUCAUGUGGUUGGGAGAAACUCAUGGCUCUAGUUUUGAGACCUAUGUGACAGUUUUGAGUCAGUAUGUGACAGUGACCCUGUGACCCCUCUGACCUCCAGAGCACCUUCUUCUGUGAGUGUGAGGAUGGGUACUCUGGGAUCUUCUGUGAGGAGUUUGAUGCCUGCCAUCUCAGGCCAUGCCAGAACUACGCCAUCUGUAGUGACCUGAGGCAGGGGGACGAGGGCCGCAACUUCACUUGUAUCUGCCCUCCAGGUAACUACUGUGUGUGUGUGUGUGUGUGUGUGUGUGUGUGUGUGUGUGUGUGUGUGUACAUGCGUAUGUGCGUGCAUCACAGGAGGACGACUCAUAAUAAUGGCCAGAACGGUACAAAUGAAAUGGCAUCAAACACUUGGAAACCAUGGAAACCAUGUGUUUGAUGUAUUUGACACCAUUCCACCUAUUCCGCUCCAGUCAUUACAAGCCCGUUCUCCCCAAUGAAGGUGCUGCCAACCUCCUGUGGAGUGCAUGCCUGCGUGUGUGUAAGUGUCUCCAAAUGAAAUAGGGAACGCAGAGAAGAAUGCACCCUUUCAACUUGUCAAUUAGAUAUAUUCGGGGCCCAGACCAGUGAGGGCAGCUCUGAUUCACCUGAGAUGUAAAUUACCUUGUUAUAGAAGCAGAGGCUGUUGUUGAUGGCCAGCCACAUCUUAUUAGAGAAGGGUGAUUACAGGACUGUGGUGGUAUGUCUGCCUGCCUGACAGACUGAGGGCAGUGGGUUCUCACAGGCUCAUCCAGAGCAAUGUGGAGGCCGCACUACAUGAUUGAUGUGGAUGGGUAGUAAGGUUGGAGGGGAAGUGUGAGACGUAGGGUGGUCUGUGUCAAGUGUGUGUGUGUGUGUGUGUGAUGCGUGCGUGCGUGCAUGCGCUUUUCUGUGUGCGUGUGCGUGCUUGUUAUAGCGGUAGUUGGAUGGUUUGCAUGUCAGUGCGUUAGAGUUGCGUGUGUUUUUAUUUGGCUCCUGCGUGUGUUCAGGUUUAAUGCUAUGUGACACUGUGUUUCGCCUGUGUGCUCCAGGGUUCGAGGGUGAUCUUUGCCAGUUGCAGGUGGACCACUGCCUGUCUCAGCCCUGCAGGAACGGGGCUACCUGCUCCAGCAGCCUGGCCGGACCCAGGUGUUACUGCUCUGAGGGUAGUAUGUAGCCCAGUAUCAAUAGCAUAGCAAUACAGUACAGAACAACUCUUGCCAUAACAUAACAUGCACAGAUCUACAGCAAUGCACAAAACAUGGAUGUACUGCACAAUACCAUGUUGUUAAUCAGUUUUAUUUUCAGAUCUUCAUUAGCUGGUUGUGUGUGUGUGUGUGUGUGUGUGUGUGUGUGUGUGUGUGUGUGUGUGUGUGUGUGUUGGACUGUCCUGGUUCUGGGUCUAGGCGUGUGUCUGGUGUUCUUGUGUGCAUGCGUGGUGUGUAUGUUUGUCAGUGUGUGUGUAUGUGUGUCAGUGUGUGUGUAUGUGUGUCAGUGAGUGUGCGUCUGAAUGUGUGUGUGAGGCUAUCCUAGUUCCGCUGCCGUUAGUUUCUGUGUCUGCUCUGUGUUUAUCUGUGCCAGCCCGUUGCUUAAUUUAAACUUUCCUCCGCUCCUCUAAUUAGUCCUCCUGGCCCUAAUGGCCCGCUCUCAGACCCACAUGGGAAAUCUACGCUAGCCCGCUAAAACUAAAUUCUGCCAAACACAGCACUCCUAAAUAAGGGGAUGCCAAUCCAUGCUUUUUUAUGUAUACAAACACACGCACACACGCACGCACACGCACACACAAAUGCACAUGCACACACACACACACACACACACACACAGACACCCCCAUGCAAAACCAUCCCGGAAUAAUCCUCUUCGAACACAUCAAUACAACAACAGAGGUAUGAAUGUACAACCUGAUCCAGAAAAUAUGGUACAUUGCAGGUACAAUUCCCUGCGGUCACUGAGUUCUGAUUCACAGUCCUGCUAACAAUGCAACUCUGAUUAAAUUAUUCAUCUUACACUGUUGGACGAGCGCCAACGCUGACCAGAAUUUUAAAUCCAUCCAGAGCAGUUUUUUUCCUUUGGUUGUUUUCACAGAGAGAUCGUGGUUAUGGUGCAACAAUGGGGGCGGAAACUGCUUCAGCACUUUUAAUUAGUGCGACAAGGAGAUGUGCGUGUUUGUGCGUGCGUGUGUCUGAGAGAGAGCCUCUAAAUAUUUAACAGGCUUGUUAGGUAAUCCUGCCGUUUGAAGCCUUUCUACUGGGUUUCAUGGCAAUUAGCCAAUCACAUUCUCCAGUGAGCAUGUGACUGCAGGUCAACACAAUCAGCCAGUGGAGGGUGAUGAGGAGGCACCUCUCACCUCUACCUCUGUUUAUACACAAAUACACUGGGAGUGGGAGCAGACGGCUCCACACUGCAGACUCCUGUCCACCUGAUUCCCAUGCAGUCGGGAGAGACUGAGCAGGAGAGCCGUAAAGAAUGUGUUAGGGUUCAUGGUUGUUGUUGUUUUCUUGUUGUUUUCUUGCAGGUGAAUGUGACGGCAGAAGUAGAUCAGAGUUGUAUUCUACAAAGCAGGAUUAUGGAGUUAGCGAGCUAACUUAUUUUGUAGAAAGAUAAGCUUGAAAUGGGCAUGGUCUAAUUGAUUUAACAAACGAAUAUAGACAUAUCUAAGUUUAGCUUUUUUAAUGAAAUCAGUAGUUAUUUCUGGUUGCUUAUCAAAGUUAGCUGGCUAACUCAUUGAUCCUGCGUUGUAGCAUACCCCUCAGUACUAGGUACAGAGAGGUUGUGGUGUAUGGCAUUUUCUUGUAUAACACAGCAGAAGCAGUGUCUUCCAUGAGGAAAACACACUUUUCUUUACCUCUAGACUGUUUCUUUUUGGACUAGACUGUCUCUCUUCUUUAUUUGGUGAAGAAGUGUGAAAAGUAUCUUUACAUUAGCUCCUCUCUUUUAACUAUCACUCUCUCUGGAGACAUUCUCCCAAUCACACACACACACAGAGAAACCUAUUUCUGUCAGCUGUUCCCAGUGUUGUAUCACUGCCUACCCACACACACAUAAAUCAAACCAAGUUUACUUAGCACAGAUCCUCUCGGCGGAAGUUAUCAUGCUGUGCAUAAAACAAAGUGAUGGACGACAGCAGAUGAUAACAAUAGCAGAGGCAAUCAUAGCAGAAUCACGGCUCAUGAUCACCAAAUGCCACUGCUGUAGGCAAACAUCUGCAGUUUUUCCUAUGUCUAUGAGCAGGUGAAUAGUAUUAGUUUGAUGGCAUAGCAGUAUCAUAAAUAUUACACAAGUCUGGUUAUUAGGUGUCAUGUCCAUUCAUGACCACUCAUGUCAGAUGACAUACUGCCUAUGAGCCCUGGUCAAAAGUAGUGCACUUUAUAGGAAAUCAAUAAGAUCUCACAGUUUUACCAAUUUGACUUCAGAUUCCGACUUUUAUCCACGUUUCUCCAAAUGUUUUUUUAUAUAUAUUUUAUCCAAAUUUAUCCAAAUUUUUUUUAUAUAUAUUUUUUAUUUCACCUUUAUUUAACCAGGUAAGCCAGUUGAGAACAAGUUCUCAUUUACAACUGCGACCUGGCCAAGAUAAAGCAAAGCAGUGCGAUAAAAACAACAACACAGAGUUACAUAUGGGGUAAAAAAAACAUAAGGUCAUAAAAUACAACAGAAAAUAUAUAUACAGUGUGUGCAAAUGUAGCAAGUUAUGGAGGUAAGGCAAUAAAUAGGCUAUAGUGCAAAAUAAUUACAAUUAGUAUUAACACUGGAAUGCUAGAUGUGCAAGAGAUUAUGUGCAAAUAGAGAUACUGGGGUGCAAAAGAGCAAAAUAAAUAACAAUAUAGGGAUGAGGUAGUUGGGUGGGCUAAUUUCAGAUGGGCUGUGUACAUGUGCAGUGAUCGGUAAGGUGCUCUGACAACUGAUGCUUAAAGUUAGUGAGGGGGAUAAGAGUCUCCAGCUUCAGAGAUUUUUGCAAUUCGUUCCAGUCAUUGGCAGCAGAGAACUGGAAGGAAUGGCGGCCAAAGGAGGUGUUGGCUUUGGGAAUGACCAGUGAGAUAUACCUGCUGGAGCGCAGACUACGGGUGGGUGCUGCUAUGGUGACCAAUGAGCUAAGAUAAGGCGGGGAUUUGCCUAGCAGUGAUUUAUAGAUGGCCUGGAGCCAGUGGGUUUGACGACGAACAUGUAGUGAGGACCAGCCAACAAGAGCGUACAGGUCACAGUGGUGGGUAGUGUAUGGGGCUUUGGAGACAAAACUAAUUUAAGAAAAUAAGGGUUGGGAUAGGGUUAAAACAUUAAGUUUAGGCAUUCAUUACGAAUUAUUAAGUUACGGGUUAAGGAUUGGGAUAGGGUUAAAACCAAAAGCGAGUUUUGAAGACAUUUCCUGACAUCCUCAGGACAUGGACAGAUGUCCAAUUUCGAAGUCAAUCUUGAGCGAUUUGCCUGAGGGAAUAUGGGUACCAUUUCAGCCACAGCCAGAGUCUCUAGAGGAGGCUGCUCCCAGCAGUCCUCCUAGCUCUGUGUCUGUCCUCUGAGGUCUCUCUCUCUCAGCUCUGGGACUGCCACUGUCUCCAGUGAGGAACAGGAGGGGUGGGGGCGCUAUAUUUAGACUCUUAACUCGCUCUACAGUAUUAGCAAGUAGAAGUGAUAGAGCAGCUCUGCAAAAGCUGCUUUCCUUUCAUAUCAGAGCUCCCCUGGAAAUCUGUUUAAGUGUGUAGGCUUGGUAAAGUGUGUGGUGGUGGUGGUGGGGGGGGGGGGUUCCUCUGUAUGCAUGUGCGUGCAUGUGUGUGUGUCUUUACCAUGCCUGCUGACCCAUACCCCCUGUGUCAUAAUGAAUUAUGAGCUUGGUCUUGGGGAGAGUUGUCAGCAUGAUCAGAGGCGAGGAGAGAGAGAAAGACUAUUUGCACAUAAUACGACAUUUGAAAUGUCUUUAUUCUUUUGGAACUUUUGUGAAUGUAAUGUUUACUGUUAAUUUUUUAUUAUUUUGUUUAUUAUCUACUUCGCUUGCUUUGGCAAUGUUAACAUAUGUUUUCCAUGCCAAUAAAGCCCUUUAAAUUGAGAGAGAGAGGAGAGAGGAGAGAGAGAGAGGGAGGAGCGGAGAGAGAUAGAGAGAGAGACGAUGAGAGAGGAGAGAGAGAGAGAGAGGAGAGAGAGAGAGAGAGAGAGGAGAGAGAGAGAGAGAGAGAGACACCUCAUGUGCAGAUACACUCAGCCAGUCUCCCUGACAACACUGCCCAAGGCAAACGCACACAGCAGGGUGUGAAAGUGCAGACUUCUACAGAGAUAAAGGAAUAGAGCUGUGAUUUUCUUCCCUUCCUAUCACAUUGACCUCUCUCUUGUCUUUACCUCUUGUCAUGUCUCCUUUUCUACUACAUCUGAGAUAAUGUGCGAUUGUGUGUGUUACUUCUCCACUCAACAAGAUCUCACUGCCUCACUUCAGUAUCCAACGUUUGUCCAGGGGGUUGAGGUUUGGGUUAAAACAGAAAAAAUAAGAAUGGGUGCCUAGCAAUGGGAUUGAACCCGCUGUAGAACGUGGUUUAAAGGUCAGGAACAGUCAAUAUCAUGAAAUGUUAUGAUUUUUGGAUGAUACCAAAUCAAAGUAUGAUGGCCAAAGUAUGAAAACUGACUGUUGCUUCUACAUUGAUACAGUUUGAUCAUAAAGUGACUGGUCCCCUCCCCCACGUCAAACACUUGGAUUCAGGAGGCGGGAUUAUUAAGGGAAUAGGGUGACCCUCUCAUUUUAAUAUACCAAUGUUAACAUGAUAUUCUUUUACCUAAGCUUGACUGCCGUUUGACAAAAAAAAAAAUUCUUGCUCUUAUCCAUAAUAAUCUCGUCAUGUAGACUAGCCUACCCACACAGCCUACCCACACUGUAACUGCCAGCUGUUGGCUGGAGCACAUGUGCCAAGACCAGAGAAGGCACAUUUGCUAUUUAAAGCAACAGUUUUUCGGACAAAACUAUCGAUAGAGUGGAAAAUGCGAUGGAAACACAUUGAACUCUAGAUUUUGAUUCGGUACAUGAAAUCUUAAGUGAAACAUUUAUUUUUGUGUGCACUAUGUCAUCACGUGCUGAUUUGGUGGAAACACACCACUGGUGGAAAAAUUUGCAUAUUUUCUUUAUGUGGAUUUUGGAAUAUUCGCAUGAUAAUCUGUCACCAAUUGGAUGGAAACCUAGCUAUUGAUGCAAUUUCAAUGUUGUUUGAGUUGCUUUGUGUGUCACUAAAUUAGCUUGAGGUGGAAUUUACUGCAACUGUGCUCACUGCAUCCAGAUUUCUUGACAUAGGCGUUUAAAAGAGCUGUCAGUCAAGGCAAGCUCAUGAAUAUAAGAUCCCCGCCCACUCAGGGUGUCUUUUCAAACUUCCUGGUAGUUGGGCCAUGAGAGAAAAAGUAAUUAUUCUCAAAUUUUGAGUAUUUCUAUCGCCCCAAAAUAUUAUGGAUGAUAAAAGGCUAUUUUACAUGGGACCUUUUUGUUCGUGACCUUUAAGCCCUUUCCUCUAUCCCCAUCCACAACGCCCUAGCAAGCCGUGAGCCUACUCGAUGGUAAUAAGUGCUCACGUUGCCUCUAGUGACUGGUAUUGAAGGCAUCUCCCGACGUCCUGGGCACCUGGACAAACGUCUAAUACUGCAGCCUAUCUGGUGUGACCUGGCUGCUCCACUAGCCUCCUGCAUCCUGUUGCUCUUAUGAGAAAGACUGAUCAUAAAUUGAGGUCACCCUCAAUCAAACCUCCACUUUGUCACACCUUCUGCAAUCGCUGCCUCCAUCUCUGCCACUCUCAAGGUGCCCCCUCCCCUCUUCCCUCCUCCCCUCUGUCCACCCUCCCCUCUGUCCUUCCUCCCUCCUCAGGAGAAUGGUUCAAUCACAAGCUGUUUUAUCAGGAUCAUCGCCAUGGUAGCGCAGAGAGGAGACUGACUGUAGUUUAUUGUGUGUGUGUGUGUGAUCAUGUGUGAGCGUGUGUGAGCAUGCCUAUGUGAGUGUGUUUGUGUCAGCCUAUGUGUGUGUGUUGGCCUGUGUGUGUGUGUGUGUGCGUGUGUGUGUGUGCGUGUGCGUGUGUGUUACACAGUCAAUAUAAUCUAGGAGCAUGUUGAUUGCGUCAGUGUGUGUAUUCCAUCGGGCUAAUGAAGAGAGGCUUUCAGGGUCUGCUGAUUCAUUUGUCCAGAUGCAGGGAGGACUCUAUAUCACCCAGACUGAUGGACAUGUAUUAUCUCACUGCCACUGCAGAGAGGGAGGAAUAAUCUGCUGGAGUCAGUGGGUUUCUCUGUGGGCUUUCUUUCUUUCUUUCUCAUCAAUUAUGCAUGUAUGAACUACACAUCCAGCCCAAAGUGGGAGGUUUAAAAAAGAUUUACUAGUUGCCAAAGUACCAGAACAUGUCUUUAAGUAUGUGCUUGCUGGCUUGUGUUGAAUAACAGUGUCUGUUUGUUUGUAUGUGUUUGUGUGUGGGCGGGGGAUGUGGGACGGGUUUGUGUGUGUGUGUGUGUGUAGACAAAACAGAUGCUGUAGGCUACAUCCCAGUGAGUCCACAGAGCCGCCUCAACACCCACAAUGCGGUCCUUCACACCCCCAGAACCCCACAGCAUUCCUGCCACCAGACCAGAUGCUCCCCACCCUCUUUCUUUCUUUCUUUCUUUCUUUCUUUCUUUCUUUCUUUCUUUCUUUCUUUCUUUCUUUCUUUCUUUCUUUCUUUCUUUCUUUCUUUCUUUCUUUCUUUCUUUUCUUUCUUUCUUUCUUUCUUUCUUUCUCUCUAAUUUUAUUUCCUUCAUUCUCUCUCUUUCUGCUCUCUGUCAUUCUCUCUCCCUAUCUUUCUCUUUCUCUUUGUCUCACUCUCUCUCUCUCUCUUUCUCGCUCCUCUCUCUCACUCUCUUGUUCUCCCAUCAUCUCUCUCAGGGUAUCAGGGCAGUAUGUGUGAUCAGAGGGUGGACCCAUGUGCCUCCAGCCCCUGCCACAACAACGGGAGCUGCUUCCCCCAGGGUCCCGGCCUGGACUUCGGCUGCAGCUGUGCCGCCGGCUUCACCGGCCCGACCUGUGCCCAGCUGGUGGACUUCUGUGCCCUCAACCCCUGUGCCCACGGGAUCUGCCGCAGUGUGGGGACCAGCUACAGGUGUCUGUGUGUCCCAGGUGAGCCAUCCUGUGUUUGUGGGUGGGUGUGUCUGCGUGCGAGUGAGCGUGUGUGUGUUUGUAUGGGGGCACAGGGGUUGCCCCCAUACAAACACACUAUAGAUAAGCUGUAAGACUAACUAACAGAUUGAUUCUCCCACAAUAAAUCAGAUAUUACAGUGAACCUGCCACAUAUAAUAUACAGUGCAUUACGAAAGUAUUCAGACCCCUUCACUUUUUCCAAAUUUUGUUACUUUGCAGCCUUAUUAAAAAAUUGAUUGAAUUGUCCCCCCCCCCAUCAAUCUACACACAAUACUCCAUAAUGACAAAGCAAAAACAGUUUUCUUUUGAAAAAAAUAAAAAAAUAAAAAACAUAUAUUUCAUUUACAUAAGUAUUCAGACCCUUUACUGAAAACUUUGUUGAAGCACCUUUGGCAGCGAUUACAGCCUCGAGUCUUCUUGGGUAUGACGCUACAAGCUUGGCACACCUGUAUUUGGGGAGUUUCUCCCAUUCUUCUCUGCAGAUCCUCUCAAGCUCUGUCAGGUUGGAUGGGGAGUGUUGCUGCAUAGCUAUUUUCAGGUCUCUCCAGAGAUGUUCGAUCGGGUUCAAGUCCGGGCUCUGGCUGGGCCAUUCAAGUGUAACGAUCUUGGUUCGACAGACGCUGGGAGACGGGAAGCAAGUACAGGGUGAUUAUUUAAUAAAUAAAAGACAUGGAACAAAACAGGGACAGUGUCUGGACAGGGGAAAUGAAACAAAAUCAAUGCUGACACAAGGAUCAAACAGAGGAACAGACAGAUAUAGGGGAGGUCAGUAAGCCGUGAUGAAGUUCAGGUGAGUCCAAUGAAGCGCUGAUGCGCGUAACAAUGGUGACAGGUGUGCGUAAUGAUGGGCAGCCUGGCACCCUCGAGUGCCAGGGAGGGGGAGCGGGAGCAGGCGUGACAUCAAGGACAUUCAGAGACUUGUCCCGAAGCCACUCCUGCAUUGUCUUGGCUGUGUGCUUAGGGUUGUUGUCCUGUUGGAAGGUGAACCUUCGCCCCCGUCAGAGGUCCUGAGCACUCUGAAGCAUGUUUUCAUCAAGGAUCUCUCUGUACUUUGCUCCGUUCAUCUUUCCCUCGAUCCUGACUAGUCUCCCAGUCCCUGCCGCUGAAAAACAUCCCCACAGCAUGAUGCUACCACCAUGCUUCACCGUAGGGAUGGUGUUAGGUUUCCUCCAGAUGUGACGCUUGGCAUUCAGGCCAAAGAGUUCAAUCUUGGUUUCAUCAGACCAGAGAAUCUUGUUUCUCAUGGUCUGAGAGUCCUUUAGGUGCCUUUUGGCAAACUCCAAGCGGGCUGUCAUGUGCCUUUUACUGAGGAGUGGCUUCCGUCUGGCCACUCUACCAUAAAGGCCUGAUUGGUGGAGUGCUUCAGAGAUGGUUGUCCUUCUGGAAGGUUCUCCCAUCUCCACAGAGAGGUUCCGGAAGACCUGCUGGAAUAGUGCCUCAGCGACCUGGAGAGCGGUAGGUUGACCAGAGAGAGGGAUGAAACGGCAGGAUUUAGAGAAUCUGUCAACAACAACCAUAAUGGUGGUAAAACCAUCAGAAAGGGGGAGAUCAGUUACGAAGUCUGUGGACAAGGCCGCUGAGGCACGGGAAGGGGAAGUAGUUUCCCUGCUGGAGCGUCCCAGGGAGAUUUGGAUUGGGCACAUACGGAUGGCCAUCACGAUGAGUGCGUCCAAGGAUAGGUUGUCAUCCUGACACGCCAACUCCGUCUGGACCUCGUUGCGCAGUCCUCUCCGGAAUAGAGUGUGGAGCGCCGGCUCAUUCCAUCCGCUGGAGACUGCUACAGUCCGAAAGGUGAAGGCGUACUCCACAGCGAUCUGGGCACCCUGCCCCCCUCUCUCUUGCUCACCUCCCUCUCUGCCCUCUGGAGAAUGGUCGAAGACCACCCUGAACAGAGCCAUGAACCUCUCAUAGGAACCCAGCUUCUCCUCUCCUCUCUCCCAGACGGCCGUAGCCCACUCCAACGCCCACCCGGUCAGCAGGGAAAUUACCGUGGCAACCUUGGACCUCUCGGUGGUGGGGGCUCCCGUCUGAUGGGCAAAAUAAAGGGAGCACUGGAGUAGGAAGCCACGGCAUUUCGAUGGAGUACUGUCAUACUUCUCCGGAAGGGACAGUCAGGCGUCGCUGUCCUGGGCGGACGGCUGGGUAGGCUGGGGGACUGGCUCACUGUGACGACCCGUGGUAGGAGGCCCUCUGAUAGGGGUAUGGAGAGCCUCGCCUCGCUGGGUGUGUCGAGGCGGUAGAGAACGCGGAGGACCUCCUCCAUGGCCGUACCCAGUUGCGCCAGCUGAUCGUGGUGUUGGUGGAGUGUUCCUUGACCGUCUGGAAAUGUGUUUUAUCCUCUGCUGCUUCCAUAUUGCGUAUUGUAUUCUGUAACGAAAUACGCCGGGAGUCAGGAAGCAGGUGCAGAAGGUGAGUUUAAUAAUGAAACGAUGCAGAUGAACAGAACAUGAGAAGCGUACAGAACGUGAGAGAAAACAAUACUACCUAGUGACUGCUGUCUACUGAUGGCUAAAUAAAGGGGGAGUAAUUAAAGAGACAAUGAUGACCAGGUGUGCGUAUUGAUGGGGCGCAGGUGUGAGUAAUGAUGGGGCGUAGGUAAUGAUUGUUGCCAGGGCCGGUGGUUAGUAGACCGGCGAAGUCGAGCGCUGGAGAGAGGGAGCGGGAGCGGGAGUAGGCGUGACAAAUCCAUUUUAGAAUAAGGCUGUAACUUAACAAAAUGUGGAAAAAGUGAAGGGGUCUGAAUACUUUCCGAAUGCACUGUACAGCAUCAUAAAUUAGCAUUGUUACUACUCAUCAUUCCACAACCCAUUCCCCACCCCAGUGAUAUAAUUGAUGCAGACACACAGUCGGUAAUACGGUGACCAUGACUGACGUGUCAUUACAGGCUCAUUGAUCAUGCCACUGGUUUUUGUGGUUCCAUGCUCAGAUUAAUGGUGUGGAAUCAUGACAAAUCAUUAUCCCUUAUUCAGCAAUUACCCAGCGGUGUAACCAGACCUGAGUUCAAAUAGUAUUCGAAAUCAUUUCAAUUACUUUAGCUGGACUUGAUUGCGCUUGCCUGGUACAAGGGAACCAAUAGAAUAGUCGCAAAAUUGCAAACCCCACCCAUUUGGCACUCCAGGCAGGCUAAACAAAUGGUAGUAAUAUUGGAAAGAUUUAAAAUAGUAUUUGAACCCAGGUCUGAGUGUGACUGCAGGACCCUAUCAAUAGAACCAUCAACACAGUGUGACAGGCUGCUCCCCCUCCCUAUCAGUCUGUCCUAGAGUUCCCUUUAUAUAUCUUUCUUUCUUGCAGUUACAUUUUGAUUUAAUUUGCAAUCUUAGGUUGGGCGGGGAGUGAGAUACACUCUAAAUUAGUAAUGGCUGUUUUACAUUUUUUACAGAAACAACCCAAUUCCACCAUUUUAGAUCACUUCACUUAAAAUAGUUCCUUUGGUGACCAGACUAUCGAUUCAGACUGUCCUCUAUUGUCCUCUGUAGCCAGGUACUUCUCACCGUGUUCAUACUCUUAUUAGUAUAUUCUUGUCUCAUAAUAUUGCAUUAUGUUAUUUGUUCUCUCAUAGAAACAACCUCAGACCUUGCAUUGGUACAGUAUGUUCCUGUCACGCCCUGGCUCUGGGGACUCGUGUAUGUUGAGCCAGGGUGUUAGUUUCUUUUUGUAGUGUCUAUGUUUCGUUUUCUAUGUUCUGUUCUAGGUUAUGUGUUUCUAUGUUGGCCGGGGUGGUUCUCAAUCAGAGGCAACGAGAAUCAGCUGUUGCUUGUUGUCUCUGAUUGGGAACCAUACUUAGGCAGCCUUUUGUGCACUUGUGAUUCGUGGGAUCUUGUUCCGUGUAGGUUUGUGCUUUGUUAACCGAGGACGUCACGUAUCGUUUGUUGUGUUAUUGUGUUGCUAAGUACUCUAUUAAAGAAGAUGUACGCAUAUCACGCUGCGCCUUGGUCCACUCAUUAUAACGAUCGUGACAGUUCCUUCCCAUGUACUGUAUACUGACAGUAUAUUCACACAUAAUAUCUAUUUUCACCUUUCACUCUAACCUAUUCUCUGUUACUCUCCAUUGCUCUUCAUCUCUUUCUCUCUGUCCUCCUCUCUUCUCUCUCUUUAUUUCUCUUUCCUCACCUCAUUUCCCUCUCCCCCUCCUCUGUCAUCUGGUUGCCAUGGUGACUGAUUUUUAUUAGGAUCUCUUUUUAUUAAGUGAGACAGGUGCUUUUCACUUCCUUCCAGACCAUUGUAUGUCUGCAGCCGUUGUCUGUCUACACAAGUUGGGCAGAUGAUGCCGUCCAAUCACACAUCUCCGUUCAGACAGCCCGCUUCUAAUGGGAAUGAUGUGAUUGGUGAUUCGCAAUCAGCAUUCCAGAUGAUACGCUUAACACUCCACACCCAGACUCCACACACACACAUGCAAGAAGGGACACACGCAACCAAAACACACGCACACACACACACGCAACCAAAACACACGCACACACAUACACACAUACAAACACACACACAAACGCAAACACACACACACACAUACACAGACAGACACACACAUCAGACUCGUUUAGGGAAAUAAUUGACCUUUUCUCCUGUUCAUCAAUAUGCCAGCUGGUGUCUGCGUCCUCUACAAGGAGAGGAGGCUGUGAGGGAGCUGAUAUAUACUCUAGUGGAUCCUAGGCUCCCUGUAUCCAUAUCAGACAGAGGAGAGUCAGACUAGCCAGAGGAAAUGGGUCUGGGAGUCUGGGAAAGGCACUUGACAUUUCACUGGCUUUUUAUGAGAACCUCUGUGAUUUAUCAAGGCUUACUUUGUAUGUAAAUGUUUCUUCUCAUGGUAAACGACAAACACAUGAACACACCAGCAGACAGCCAGACACACACAGCCCGACACACACUCACACACACAUUACACAUACAGACAUGUCUAUACUCAGUACAAUAGCUUCUGCUUGUAAGCUCUGAAGAAAGAACACAAUGUCCUACAUCAACUCUGAGAUUCUGUUAAUCACUGUGUUCUGACCUUGGGCUCAUACUGCUUCUCUUUUAUAGGAAAAAACAUCAAGACCCACAGUUCUCAGUCCCAGUGCAAACCUGCCACCCAGUGGCAACUAGAGUGUACUGCAUUUAAUAGACCACUAACAGUCACGGCUGAAUCUAGGCUUUAUCGAUGUAACCAUAGAAUUACAUCUAGAAUUAAUUUAAUAGGAUGUCUGUGGAUAUAACAUCCACAAGGUUUUGUCAUAGUCAUGUAGGGAAACAAAUGCAUUGACUUGUUCCGUCUAAGUGAUAAUCUCUAUGUAGAAAUAAAGGCACAUUAAACUACUUUUAACUCACCCUUUAAAACCAUCUCAUAAAAAAUAUGAUAUGUGCUGAGGAGUGUACCACCGUGAUCUUCUCGUUAGUGAUAUCUAAAUGUAAUCAUUACUUUAACUGUCAUCUAAUAUUAUGAUCAAAGACAGUGUGACUUAAUGUGUGUGUGGUGUGUGUGGUGUGUGUGGUGUGUGUGUGUGUCUCCCAGGGUACCAUGGUCUGUACUGUGAGGAGGAAUACAACGAGUGUCUGUCAGCCCCCUGCCAGAACUACGCUACCUGCAGAGACCUCAUCAAUGCUUACGAAUGUGUCUGCACUCCUCAGUAUGAAGGUAGGUGUGUGUGUGUGUUGAUUUUCAUCCAAUGUGACUGACAACUCAACGGGGACACUUUUACAUAUGUUAUCCUGGGGUGGGCUUGUGUGAUGAUGCUGAUACUGCAAUAUGUAUGCUAAUUCAAUGAGUUUAUACAACCUGUAUCACAAAUGUAUCCAUAAAAGGGAUUGUAUGUUGUCUACAGUAUGUAUUUGUGUAGUAGAUUGCGAGAAAGUGUGCUGUGUUGGUGUAAACUGUCAUAUGUAAAGCAGACCUGGAUUCAAAUACUAGUUGUAAUCAUUUCAGAUACUUAUGCUGUGCUUGAUUGAGCUUGUCUGUUGCAAUGGAACCAAUAGAAAAGUCCCAAAAGUGCAAACACAGCCCCCCUGGCACUCCAGACAGGCUUAAGCAAAUGCUUAAAGAGUUUGGAAUAUUUCCAAUGGUAUUUGAACCCAGGUCUGUAGAGCGUACUGUGUGAGUGUCAUUAACGGGCCAUAUGUGUGUGUGUCCCUGUGCAGGCAGACACUGUGAGAUCUACACGGAUCCUUGUCUGACGGCUCACUGUCAGAAUGGUGGACGCUGUGAGAGUGUGGGCCUCAACGCCACCUGUGUCUGCCCACCUGGUUACCUGGGUGAGGAUUUCAACUCUGUAUGUGUGUGUUUUGUGUGUGCGUGCGUGCAUGCGUCUGUGUGUGAAUACAUGUCUGUCACCCAGUCUAUCAUAAUGGGCCUUGGAGACACAGGCUGUUCUGACUAGGGAGCAAACCCCCUCUGAACCUUUUGGAAAUAUAACUGUACCCGAUGUUCCAGUUAAACAUAAUCCCCCCCCCCCCCCCCACCCCUACCGGUUCUCUCAGGGGAGGCCUGUGAGGUUGAUGUUAACGAGUGUGAGAGCAACCCCUGUCAUCACGGAGGAACCUGCAUCGACCAAUCAAAUGCUUACACCUGCCACUGCCCCCCAGGCUGGAUAGGGGCCAGCUGUGAGAUACGUAAGUACAUUACCCAGAAUCCCCUGUUUGAAGGAGUAAAUUAUGAAAUAUAAUUACAUGCACAUGCCUUUCUUAGGUUAUUCAUAACUGUCUGUCUGUCUGUCUGUCUGUCUCUCUGUCUCUCUCUCUCUCUCUCUCUCUCUCUCUCUCAGACUUGCAGUGGAAGACGGCCCACCCCGAGGACACCCUGACCAACAUGCCGCGUCACUCCCUCUACAUCAUCAUCGGCGCCCUGUGCGUGGCCUUCGUCCUCAUGCUCAUCAUCCUCAUCGUGGGCAUCUGCCGCAUCAGCCGCAUCGAGUACCAGGGCUCGUCUCGCCAUGCCUACCAGGAGUUUUACAACUGCCGCAGCAUCGACAGCGAGUUCAGCAACGCCAUCGCCUCCAUCCGCCACGCCAGGUGAGACGGCACAAAUCUCUCUGAACCAGUCACACCUCAGGGUAGACUUGCUUACUAUAAGUAUAUAAGUGCCAGAACAUUGUUGAUAUUUAAUGUAUUCAUUUGAUUCAGCCAUUAGAAACACCUCCUGUUAUAGCUUUACUGUUCACCGGAAGAGAAAGACCCAUUCAAGUUUCAAGUUUUUAAUGUCACAUGCACAAGUACAGUGCAAUGCCUUUCUUACAAACUCAAAACCCAACAAUGCAAUAAUCAAUAACAAUGUAAUACUAGAAAAAACACGAGAUAAAGGCCCAUUCCGGUAGAUUUCAGGCCAAACUGGGAAGGUUGCCAGCACUAGGGUAUACUCACCUGUAAUACACUGUGGGGAAAUGUGUAAUACCUCUCUUACAACAUCAUAUUCAUAUUACUCUGUUUGUAACAUGUAACAUCUCUUUUAUAACACUACACUCACCUGUCACCUGUAUUUCAUUCUCAACCUAACAACUCUACACUUGAAACAUUAAGAACUGUCUUGCAGGUAGCUAGCUGUCCUACCUGAAGUGAUGUUCCAUUUAUGUGUUUUCUUCCUUCUCUCAGAUUUGGGAAGAAGUCCCGGCCGGCCAUGUACGACGCCGCACCCAUCUCCUACGAGGACUACAGCCCUGAUGACAAGCCCCUGGUCACUCUGAUCAAAACAAAAGAUUUGUAGAAAACACACCCACACACAGUAUCACACAUCACCUGUUCACACAUACAACUGCACAUGUUCGGAUGUGCACCAAUACACACAAACUCAGUCAAUGCAGACCAUUUAGUAUUUCUUUAGAUACAAAUUUACAAAAUAAAUGUGAACAAAACAAUAGUUCUGCGGGAAGAAAAAUACACAUCUGGAAUUUGAUAAAUCUAUUUUACGGUUGGAAUAUCCAUAAAGAUACUGUAGCAUAAGAGCGUACCUUGCAUAAUUUUAGUAGGUGUUGGGUGACAUUGCCAUGUUGGUUGCUUCUUCUCUCCAGUAGAAUGUGACUACAUUACCCAGGAUGCCAUUGGGGUCCUAGAGGGGGCGGUUCCUGACAUCCCCCACCAACCCAUGAGCUCAGUUUAAAGUGUAGAUUCAGCAGAGGCUGCUGAUAGGAGUUCUUACAGGUGUGGUAGAAAUAGGUGCACUUGUCAUAGUGCAGUACGAUAUAUAUAUCUUUCUAUAUUAAAAAUCUGCAGUAGGUUGCCUUACUUGGUGCAUGGGUAGAUUCGAUGGUUUCUGCAUAAUUUUGAAACCCUCCGUACAUUGUGGUUGAUUUACUGUAUCUUUGCCAGGUUUGUGCCAAAAUCGUCUCCUUCUUCAGGCGACAACGUGUGGUAGAGGUAGAACACGUAUAAAACCACUUUGGGGGAAGCUUUAAAACAGUGUUUAAAAAAAACAUUGGUUAUCAUGUUUUUGUUAUUUACAUGCAAGUUCUGUACAAAUAAAGGAGGAGUAAUAAUUGUAUUCACAGUGUUGUAUGGUUUCCCUAUUAUGAGGACAGUGUUUUUCGCAGGAGUGGUCGGAGUAGCCAGUGGGCGGGUCUUGUGUGGAGGAUGACUGACAGGUGGGGUGGGCGGGUCUUGUGUGGAUGAUUGACAGGUGGGGUUUAGCUGGUGGGUCUGCUCCAGUAAUAUAUGUGCUUCUGUGUCCCAGGUAUAGGUGUCUCUCUCUGUCUGUGUGCGGUUGUGUUGUUCCACUCAGGGUCAACCCCUGGGUGCAUUGGUUUUUGGGCGCUGGAUGGGCGGCACAUUUUAGACCAUUCCAUUGGUU